GAAAAAAUUCGAAAAAUUUGCAUAUCCCCUUUAUUUAUAGACUGUUAUGAGUAAUUUAACUUUUUUUCCGUUGGUGCAAUUCCAUUUCUUAGAUCACUUCUUGUCCAGCUACACCGCGUAUAACUAUUUCUAUUAAUUUCCGUUUUGUUUUGUGAAAAAUAUAAAAACAAAGUUAAUCUCCAAAUGGACCACGUAGACUCGACUGGACCUCAACAUCAACUCCAGAAGUACCUCCUGGAAACGGUAUCCAUAAUUUCCCUAAUAUGGUGCUUGAACCACUUGUGGACCCGCAGGAAGCUCUAUUGGUACGGGUUUUUACUACCAGGACCCGUUCCUCUGCCUCUAAUCGGCUCCUCCUACGCCCUCGUAGGCUCCAGCAACGACGUCCUGGAUAACCUGGUGUCGCUGCAAGACCGAUGGGACACGUGCAAAAUCUGGCUGAGGUCCACCCUGUUCAUCCUGGUGUCCAAUCCCAGGCACAUCGAGAUCAUCCUCAACGGUCCGCAAUCUAUGGAUAAAGAUCUAUUCGUCUACGAGCCUCUCACGGAGGUGCUGGGGAAUGGUUUGGUGACAGCUCCAGGAAAGAUUUGGAAGCGCCAUCGAAGGACCAUCGCUCCGUCUUUCAACCAGAAGAUCCUGGAGUCCUUCGUGAGGGUGUUCGAAGAGAAGGCCAAGCUGCUGGGGGAUAAAAUAGGCGAGCUGGUGGGGGAGAAAGGGAUCGAUUGGUAUCCAGUGGUGGCUAGAUGUACUUUGGAUAUAGUUUGCGAAACCGCGAUGGGGGUGGAUAUGAAAGUGCAAUCGAGGAAUCACCGGGGAAUCGGGGAAUGUCUCGCUACAUUGAUGGAGACGGCUAAUCGAAAAAUCUUCGACAUUUACUACAUGAACCCGGUGAUUUGGAAACUGUCGAACUUGAAGCGAACGUACGACGAAAAUAUAAAAUAUUACUUCGACAUUACAGCAGAGGUGAUCAAACAAAAAAAAUCCGAAUUGACAGACACACGCCAAGAAGAUCACAUUUCGCCGAACAAACCGGCCUUCCUCGAUUUGCUGUUGGAAAAUUCCAAUUUCACCGAAGACGAAUUGAACGCGGAAAUUCGCACUUUCCUCGCAGCGGGUACUGAAACGACCGCCGCCAGUAUAUGCGCGGUACUAACAACACUGGGAAUGUUUCCCGACGUCCAGGAAAAAGUGUACGAAGAAAUAGUGCAAGUGGUCGGCGGAGACGGCUACAUCGAAGCAGGCGAUUUGCCCCGAUUGAAAUACACCGAGAGAGUGAUCAAAGAAACCCUGAGGCUCUUCCCCGUAGCUCCCGUCUACGCCAGAUCCAUCGCCCAAGACGUUUCUCUAGAUGGUAAAGUGGUACCGGCCGGUAGCGCUGCAGUCGUACUGCCCAUUUACGUGCACAGGAGCCCCAAAUACUGGAAGGACCCGUUGAAGUUCGACCCGGAUCGGUUUCUGCCCGAAGAAUCCUCCAAGCGGCAUCCUUGCACGUAUUUGCCCUUUUCCUACGGCCUCAGGAAUUGCAUAGGUUCUAAAUACGCUUUGAUGAGCAUAAAAACGAUACUAUCCACGUUAAUUAGACGUUUUAGAGUGUAUUCGGAGUACAAAACUGUCGAGGAAAUCGAAUUGAAAUUGCAGAUGCUGCUUAAAUUCAAAGACGGCUUCAAAAUAUCCUUUGAAUACAGAUAGAAAUAAAACAAAUCGUUAUACAACAGUGUAUAUAAAUAAACGUAAUAAGCAGUAUAAAUUUAUUCAUCAUCAUCAUCGCUUGAAUCGCUCGAACUUGGAAAAUCGGAUGUAGUUUUCCUAUUUUCUUGCUCCCUCUGCUCCUUUUCGAUGUACUCGUUCUGAGCUUUAAUCACAGAUUUACUGUCCGUACACCGAGCAUAAAUCUCCAGGAGUUCCCGGUUCAAUUCCUCGAAGGAAUGCCCCCAGGAGAACUUCCCCAUGUACAGCCUGGCCUCCUGCUUGUACCCCGUUAUGUACAUGGCGGCCGCCAGGGCUUCUACGCAGCUCAACUGGCACGGUUUGCCGUAAUUCACGGGAUUCGUGGCGACCAGAAAGGGCAACAGCCGGCCGUGCGCGGGCUUCAAAGCCGCCAGGGGCGUCUCGUCGAUUUUCGCCCACGAACAGUCCACCACCGCGACGCCUUUGUGCUCUACGAUGUCCCUGUCCGAUGGGCUGACGCAUUUCUGGGCCGUAGGGGUCAAGACCAGCCCGUGGAAUCGCUGUUUGGGCUUCAGGCAUUUGACUAGGUUCAUGCGGGCGAGUUUGCGGCCGGAGCACUUCUUCGGAUCGCAUUGGUUGAAGUCCCACAUAGCCACCGGGAAGUCCGGAAUGGCCUCGCACUCGUCUUCGCUGGACGAUGAGGAUCGUUCUUCGCUUGAUUUUUCAUCGUUUAAGUCAGUGUUUUCCAGUUUAUUUACGAUAUUUUGCAUUGCCAUUUCAAAACAAGCGUCAUAACCUAUAAUUUUCUUCUUUUUUAUUAUUAAACAUGGCGGAUAUCUGUCAAUUUUUGACGACAUU
This is a messenger RNA of Phyllotreta striolata, 2526 nucleotides long. NCBI's taxonomy places the organism in Eukaryota, Metazoa, Arthropoda, Insecta, Coleoptera, Chrysomelidae. The record is from the annotation of a GenBank genome assembly.